Messenger RNA from Diversispora eburnea, 1728 nucleotides. The record is from the annotation of a GenBank genome assembly. Lineage: Eukaryota; Fungi; Glomeromycota; Glomeromycetes; Diversisporales; Diversisporaceae.
AUGUCUUCGGCCUCAAAGCAAAAACGUUUGGCUAAAAAAGCAGCGAAAAAUGGUACUGUAAAUGCAUCAUCGAAACCUGGAUCAACAUCAGUAGUAGCAGCUGCCGAAGAUUUAUCCCUAAGUUCUUUAAAGAUUUCGAACGAAAGAACCGCAAGCGGUGUUCUUACCUCACAACCAAUGUCUAAAGAUAUUAAAAUUGAACAGUAUAGCUUAUCUUUUUUUGGACGUGUUUUGGUUGAUAAUACAACGAUUGAACUGAACUUCGGAAGACGAUAUGGUUUAAUUGGGGCUAAUGGAUCAGGAAAAAGUACAUUCUUAGCUUCUUUGGCUGCAAGAGAAGCACCAAUUCCCGAACACAUUGAUGUAUAUCUAUUAAAUCAAGAAGCAGAACCUCUGGAAAAAGAAGUCGAAGACAUUUUAGCAGAACUUGAUGGCGCAGAUGACCCAAGACUAGAAGACUUAUAUGAUCGUAUUGCGGCUCUGGAUGAGUCGACAUUUCAGACCCGUGCUAAUAUAUUACUUCAUGGUCUAGGAUUUUCGGAAUCCAUGAUGAAAAAGAAAACAAAAGACAUGUCUGGUGGUUGGAGAAUGCGUGUUGCUUUAGCAAAAGCUUUGUUUAUUCGUCCCACCUUGUUGUUAUUGGAUGAACCUACGAAUCAUUUGGAUUUGGAGGCUUGUGUAUGGUUGGAAGAAUAUUUGAAAACAUAUGAUCGUAUUUUAUUAUUAGUCAGUCAUUCACAAGAUUUUCUUGAUGGUGUUUGCAAUCAAACUAUACAUUUGAAUGAAAAGAAGAAAUUAGUUUAUUAUGGAGGUGGAUAUUCAAUUUUUGUUAAAACAAAAGCAGAAUUGGAAGUAAACCAAAUGAAGGCAUAUAACAAGCAACAAGAGGAAAUUGCUCAUAUCAAGAAAUUUAUUGCUUCGGCUGGUACAUAUGCUAAUUUGGUUAGACAAGCAAAAAGUAAACAAAAAAUUAUAGACAAAAUGGAAGCUGCAGGCCUGAUCGAGAAGGUUGAAACUCAAUUAAAUUUUAAAUUCAAAUUUUCACAAGUUGAAAAGUUGCCACCUCCCGUUUUACAAUUUGAUCAAGUUUCAUUCUCAUAUAAUGGAAGUACCAAAUUAAAUGAUUUAUUAUAUAGCGAUCUAGAUCUUGCAGUUGAUAUGGAUUCUCGGAUUGCUCUUGUUGGACCUAAUGGAGUAGGCAAAAGCACUUUACUCAAAUUAAUGAUGGGUGAACUUCAACCUGUAAAAGGUCGAAUUGCUCGUCACACAAAUUUGAAGUUAGUAAAAUAUAGUCAGCAUAGUUCUGAUCAACUUGAAAUGGAUUUAAGUCCUAUACAAUAUAUGAGAAAAAAAUUUUCUCAAAUGAAUGAAGAUGUUGAUUUUUGGCGUAACCAAAUUGGUCGUUAUGGUCUCACAGGAGCACAUCAAACGUCACCAAUCAUGAUGCUUAGCGAUGGUUUGAAAACUCGUUUGAUCUUUGCUGUAUUGGUGUUAUCUACUCCUGACAUCGUAUUAAUGGACGAACCUACAAAUCAUUUGGAUAUGGAAAGCAUCGAUUCAUUGGCAAAAGCUAUUAACGAAUUCACUGGUGGCGUGGUGUUGGUUUCUCACGAUUUUCGGUUAAUCUCUCAAGUUGCAAAAGAUAUAUGGUUGUGUAAAGAUAGGAACGUGCAACCAUGGAAUGGAACAAUUGAAGAAUAUAAAAAAUAUUUGGCUAAAGAUAACUAA